This is a messenger RNA of Cannabis sativa, 2829 nucleotides long. RefSeq names its product G-type lectin S-receptor-like serine/threonine-protein kinase At4g27290. NCBI's taxonomy places the organism in Eukaryota, Viridiplantae, Streptophyta, Magnoliopsida, Rosales, Cannabaceae. Gene Ontology annotation, molecular function: ATP binding; protein serine/threonine kinase activity. The coding region runs from base 146 to 2698 and encodes 850 amino acids. The record is from RefSeq and is a predicted model, not a curated record. The transcript is spliced from 7 exons. Gene Ontology annotation, biological process: recognition of pollen; protein phosphorylation.
AAAGUGACUAAGAUUUUUCAAAAUAUGUCUGAAAAUUACUUACACCAAUAGCAUUAACUCCCAUAAGGUUGUGCCUCUUGACUUAUAUCAUCACAUAAAAUGGAAAUGGAUCAUAUUGGCACCAUAAUGAACUAGAAAAUUAGUAAUGGAAUUUCUUUCUUUUCUAGUUACCUUUGUUGUUUUAAACCUUCUUCUAUUUAGAACAACUUUUGCAGUGGUUGAUACCAUUAGACCAUCCGAAUUCAUGAGAGAUAACAACACAGCUUUAUUGGUAUCAAAAGAAGGAAGGUUUGAGUUAGGAUUCUUUACUCCAACAACCAGUUCAUCAAAGAAUCGUUAUCUUGGAAUUCGGUAUAACAACAUUCGAGGCGAUCAAACUGUUGUUUGGCUUGCAAACCGAUGUGAACCGAUCAAAGAUUCAUCUGGCUCAUUGACUAUAGACAGCACAGGCAAUCUUGUACUUUUUACAAGACAGAAUAAUAGGAGGAAACUAGUUUGGUCAACAAACUCGUCGAAACAAGCCCAAAAACCAUUUGUUCAACUCUUGGAUAAUGGUAACUUGGUUUUGAGAGAUGAGAAAGAUGCAAACACAACAAAAUAUUUAUGGGAAAGCUUUGAUUAUCCCACUGAGACAAUCCUACCCGGGAUGAAAUUAGGAUGGGACUUAAGGAGAGGUCUAAAUAGGCGAUUAUCGUCGUGGAAGAGCUCUGAUGAUCCUUGUCAUGGAGAUUUCACUUAUGGGAUUGAGCUUGAUGAACCAAACCAUACAUAUCCUCAACUAUUUAUCCGUUAUGGAACAACAAAAUUCUUUCGAGAAGGGCCAUGGAAUGCGAUAAGUUUCAGUGGAACUUCUAAUAACAAAUCAAUUUCUUGGCAUGAUUCUGAUUACCAAUUUGUGCACAACAAUGAUGAAGUUUACUUCUCUUACAAUGUCAAAAAAAACUCAAACAUAUCAAGAAUUGUGUUGGGUGAAAGAGUACUUGAAUACAAAGAAUGGUUAGAAGAAAAACAAGUAUGGAAUUCUUAUUACACUCUUCCAGGUGACCAAUGUGACUACUAUGGUACAUGUGGAGCUAAUUCACAAUGUCUCUUAAAUGAAGUACAUACUAUGUUUUGCAAAUGUUUGGAAGGUUUUAAGCCAAAGAAUCAAGAAAAUUGGAACGCAAUGAAUUGGUCAGAAGGGUGUGUGCGAAAUAGUACUAGUUUCGCGAGUUGUGAUGAUGAUGAUGAUGAUGAUCAUAAUAAAGAGAAAGAUUUGUUCCUUGGAUUUGUUAACUUGAAAGUUCCUGAUAGUCAAUAUACUUGGGCAAGUAAGAGUGUAAAUCUUGAGGAAUGUAAGGCUAAAUGCUUGACCAAUUGUUCUUGUAUGGCUUAUAGCUUUACAUACUCAGGUCUUAGUGAAGGGCCUAAUGGCACUGAUUGUGUCCUCUGGUUCGGCGAUCUGUUUGAUAUUCGACAACCUUAUUACGGCGGACAACAUAUCUACAUUCGAAUGCCCUUUCCAACUAUAGCAAGAAGUGGUGGUAAUGGUAAGUUUAAGGUGGAGAGAGCAGUGAUAAUUUCAGCUAUCUUCCUCUUGAUUGGAUUAAGUUGUGGAAUUAUUUUAAUUGGCUUUUACAUUCGUAGAAGGAAGAGAUAUUUUAAUGCCGGUGAUACUUUACCGAAGAGAAACAAAAGCGAAGACGAAGACUUGGAGUUUCCAUCAUUCGACCAACAUACACUGAGUAUUGCCACUGAUAAUUUUUCGGAGAAUAAUAAGCUCGGUGAGGGUGGUUUUGGACCUGUAUACAAAGGUACACUUGAAGGAGGUCAAGAAAUUGCUGUGAAGAGGCUAUCAAUGUAUUCUGGACAAGGAGCCAAUGAGUUCAAAAAUGAAAUUAAACUAAUUGCUAAGCUUCAACAUCGAAAUCUUGUCAAGAUAUUUGGUUAUUGUAUUCAUAGAGAAAUGAAACUAUUGAUUUAUGAAUACAUGUCCAAUAAAAGUCUUGACUAUUUCAUUUUUGAUGAAAUACACAGGAGAUUGUUAGAGUGGCCUAAGCGCUUUCAAAUUGUAUGUGGAAUUGCUAAGGGGCUUCUCUAUCUUCAUCAUGAUUCGAGAUUGAGAAUCAUACAUCGAGAUCUCAAGGCUAGUAAUGUGUUACUUGAUGAAGACAUGAAUCCCAAAAUUUCGGACUUUGGUUUGGCUAGAACUUUUGGUGGUGACCAAAUAGAAGAAAACACAAAGAAAGUAGUUGGAACUUAUGGUUAUAUGGCGCCAGAAUAUGCCUCUGAUGGCCUAUUCUCAAUAAAAUCGGACGUGUUUAGCUUUGGAACAUUGAUGCUUGAAAUUGUAAGUGGAAAGAGAAGCAGAGGCUUUUAUGAUGAAAAUAACGGACUUAACCUCAUUGGAUUGGCAUGGACUUUGAUGAAGGAAGGCAACGAAUUUAAGCUUAUCGACAAAUACUUAUUAAAAGAUCCAUUUGACAACAUGGAAGAAGCAUUGCGUUGCAUCCAUAUUGGUCUCUUAUGUGUUCAACAAAAGCCAGUUGAUAGGCCUAAUAUGUCUUCUGUUAUUCUAAUGUUGAGUGGUGAGAAAGUGUUGCCUCACCCCAAACCACCAGCCUAUUUCACUAUCUCAGAUUUGUGGGAUGGAGAUCGUUCUUCCUCUACUAUACCCCCGUCAUGCAAUACAAGCAUAACAGUUGUCGAGGGGCGAUAGGAUACUCAUACAAUAUACCCGAGUUUGUUACUGAUCAUACAAUAUAACACAAGCAAUUAUCAAACUAAUUGCUUGUGUUAGUUACUAGUGUUUUAUAUUUUUCAACUUGAAAGCUUGUGGUUGUUUGAGUU